Molecule: messenger RNA, 1437 nt
Organism: Miscanthus lutarioriparius
Lineage: Eukaryota; Viridiplantae; Streptophyta; Magnoliopsida; Poales; Poaceae
Source: the annotation of a GenBank genome assembly
AUGGCCGACAGGAGAACGGUAGUGUACGAUGCUGAAGCCGGCGACGAUCAUGAGAGGCAAGGGACGGUGUGGACGGCGACGUCGCACAUCGUGGCGGCGGUGGUGGGCUCCGGCGUGCUGGCGCUGGCGUGGACGGUGGCGCAGCUGGGGUGGGUGGUGGGCCCCCUCGUCCUCGUGGGCUUCUCCUGCGUCACCUACUACACCUCGGCGCUGCUCGCCGACUGCUACCGCUACCCGGACCCCGUCGACGGCGCCGUCAACCGCGAGUACAUCGACGCCGUCCGAUGCUACCUCGACCGGAAGAACGUGGUGCUGUGCGGGUGCGCGCAGUACGUGAACCUGUGGGGCACUCUCGUCGGCUACACCAUCACCGCCAGCGCCAGCAUGAUCGCGGUGAAGCGCGUCAACUGCUUCCACCGAGACGGCUACGGCGCGGCGGGGUGCAACCCAUCGGGGAGCACGUACAUGGUCGUCUUCGGCCUCUUCCAGCUGCUGCUCUCGCAGCUCCCCAGCCUCCACAACAUCGCGUGGCUGUCCGUGGUCGCCGUCGCCACCUCCUUCGGCUACUCCUUCAUCAGCCUGGGCCUGUGCGCCGCCAAGUGGGCGUCCCACGACGGCGGGAGCGACGUCCGCGGCACGCUGGCGGGCGCCGCCGUCGACGUUCCCCGGGAGAAAGCCUUCAACGUGCUGCUGGCGCUGGGGAACAUCGCCUUCUCCUACACGUUCGCCGACGUGCUCAUCGAGAUCCAGGAUACGCUGCGGGCGCCGCCGGCGGAGAACAAGACCAUGAAGAAGGCCUCCUUCUACGGCCUCGGCAUGACCACCGUCUUCUACCUCGCGCUCGGGUGCACGGGCUACGCCGCGUUCGGCGACGACGCGCCGGGAAAUAUUCUGACCGGGUUCGCCUUCUACGAGCCGUUCUGGCUCGUCGACGUCGCCAACGUCUGCGUCAUCGUGCACCUCAUCGGCGCCUACCAGGUGUUCGCGCAGCCCAUCUUCGCGCGGCUCGAGUCCUGCGUCGCCUGCCGAUGGCCUGACGCCAAGUUCAUCAACGCCACCUACUACGUCCGCGUGCCGCCGUGCCUCCUCCUCCGGUCGUCGACUUCCUCGCCGCCGGCGACAGUGGCCGUGGCGCCGCUCAAGCUGGUGCUGCGCACCAUCGUCAUCAUGUUCACUACGCUGGUGGCGAUGCUGCUGCCCUUCUUCAAUGCCGUGCUGGGGCUCAUCGGCGCGCUCGGGUUCUGGCCGCUCUCCGUCUACUUCCCCGUCAACAUGCACAUGGCCAGGCUCAAGAUCCACCGCGGCGAGCUCCGGUGGUGGUUGCUGCAGGCCAUGAGCUUCGUCUGCCUCCUCAUCUCCAUCGCCGCCAGCAUCGGCUCCGUGCAGGACAUCGUGCACAACCUCAAGGCCGCCGCGCCAUUCAAGACCGGAAACUGA